This is a messenger RNA of Alosa alosa (allis shad), 1872 nucleotides long. Its product is annotated as gap junction alpha-3 protein-like. Lineage: Eukaryota; Metazoa; Chordata; Actinopteri; Clupeiformes; Clupeidae. The record is from RefSeq and is a predicted model, not a curated record. Gene Ontology annotation, biological process: cell communication. Gene Ontology annotation, cellular component: connexin complex. The coding region runs from base 195 to 1316 and encodes 373 amino acids. The transcript is spliced from 2 exons.
UCUUCUGUCUGACAAGACAAGAGUGGCCAGAGUCCACCGGUCAUUGCCAUUCAAGGGCAUCCGUCUGCAGCCCCCGGCGGGCAGAACGGCAGUGCGGCCUCUGGGACUGAUCCGUAUGGGUGCUUCCUCCUGGACGGCCCUCCAGCGCCGGACAUGUGUACAUUGACGAGGUCCAGACCAGGGCAUCUGCAGCAAUGGGAGACUGGAGCCUACUGGGGAAGCUUCUGGAGAGUGCUCAGGAGCACAGCACCGUGGUGGGCAAGGUCUGGCUGACCGUCCUCUUCAUCUUCCGCAUCCUGGUGCUAGGCGCCGCUGCCGAGAAGGUGUGGGGCGACGAACAGUCGGGCUUCACCUGCGACACCAAGCAGCCCGGUUGCCAGAACGUCUGCUACGACAAGACCUUCCCCAUCUCGCACAUCCGCUUCUGGGUGCUGCAGAUCAUCUUCGUUUCCACGCCCACGCUCAUCUACCUGGGCCACAUCCUGCACCUGGUGCGCAUGGAGGAGAAGCAUAAGAACAAGGACAAGGAGCUGCUGCACCACCAGUCGCUCCAGCAUCAUGCCGACGACAAGCAGCUGCUAAUCGCCACGGGCGCCACCACCAUCACCAACGUCAAGGUCAAGAAGGCACCCGUGCGAGACGCGCAGGGUCACAUCCGCCUGCAGGGCGACAUCCUCCGCACCUAUGUCUUCAACAUCAUCUUCAAGACCCUUUUCGAGGUGGGCUUCAUCGUGGCACAGUACCUCUUGUACGGCUUCGAGCUGAAGCCGCUCUACACGUGCGACCGGCCGCCGUGCCCCAACCGCGUGAACUGCUACAUCUCCCGCCCGACGGAGAAGACCAUCUUCAUCGUCUUCAUGCUGGCGGUGGCCUGUCUCUCGCUGCUGCUCAACCUGGUGGAGAUGUACCACCUGGGCUUCACCAAGUGCCAACAGGGACUCCGCUACAAGCAGAUGGAGCUGGCAUCAGAGGCGCUCUCCAAGACGCCGAGCGAGACCACUGCUGUACCCUUCGUGCCCAAUUAUAGUUACUACCACCCGGACCCUACCCCUUACCCCCCUGCCCCCGGGUAUAGCCUCUCGCCCAUGAAUGGGUCGGAGUCCUCCUUCCAGCAGUACAACAGCAAGGCGGCGUACAAGCAAAACAAGGACAACCUCGCCAUGGAGAGAAAUAGCAAACCCGAGGAAUGUGACCCGAAAACGAAAAAGGGUUCGGGGUCCGUCCCGGGGUCACCCGCCUCCACCCGCCAUGGCAGGUCUGCUCGACCCCCCCGCCUCAUACCCCACAAGACCAGAAUAGAUGACCUCAAGAUCUGACUCCCAUUUCAGAGGGCGGGAAAUGGAUGAAUUGACUCGCUUCUUUUGGUGUUAUAUUUGCAUCCUCUUAUUUGAGACAAAGACUGUCUCUUGUGGCUUGAUCAAAUGUGAUCAUAUUCCUGUUGUGUAUUCUGUUUUUUUAUGAUGAUAAUAUUGUACUUGUUUGUUACUUUGUGACACAAAAGAGGUUCCUAUGUGGUACAUGUAUAUGUUGUUAAGUAGCAGAUGUUCAUUCACAUACAUUCAUAUUUUAUUUCACAAGUUAAACCUGACAUUUUUGUGGCAUUUUAAACAGCAUGCUCUUCAUAUUAUGUUCCCAGUUGUAGAUACUGUAUAAUACCACACAUCAUCAUAUGAAACCAUAUUUCAGUGUAGAUGCUGGGUAUGAUUCAUUCCUGAUGUCUUAAACAGCCCUAUGUUUCUUUCUCUGUGAUUUGUUGUUUUACAACCUGCUCUGAGAAAGGAGUAAGAAACCAGAGAGCUGGAAUUCAGCGAGUCUGUAUUAGGGCAUUGGAAAAUAUUUUAUUAAACCGACCUCUGCCAUUGACAUAAUUUA